Molecule: messenger RNA, 1644 nt
Organism: Anopheles nili
Lineage: Eukaryota; Metazoa; Arthropoda; Insecta; Diptera; Culicidae
Gene: Hlc
Product: probable ATP-dependent RNA helicase DDX56
Exons: 5
Coding region: 1-1644 (547 amino acids)
Cellular component (GO): nucleolus
Molecular function (GO): ATP binding; RNA helicase activity; nucleic acid binding
Source: RefSeq, a predicted model, not a curated record
AUGGACGAACCGGAGGCCGGACUUAAUUUUCACGAAUUUGAGCUUGAUGAACGUCUGUUGAGGGAUAUUGCGCGUUUGGGAUGGAUCUCCCCGACGCUUGUCCAGGAGAAGGCUCUGCCAUUUUUGUUGGAAGGAAAGGACGUGCUGAUACGAGCCCGUACCGGUUCGGGAAAGACGGCUGCAUUCGCCAUUCCGAUCAUUCAAAAUGUUCUUCGUCGUAAGGGAGAAGCCACCGUGCGCGAUACGUCCGUGCUAGUGAUGGCUCCCAGCCAGGACCUGUGUCAUCAAAUCACAAAGGUGUUCGCUGAUCUCACGUACUCGUGCGGUGCACUGGUGCGUGUGGUGGAUCUUUCCUCGAAGGAAGAGCGAGGUACCCAUCGGCACUUGCUGGCUGAGCGUCCAGAUAUCGUGGUGUCCACGCCGGCCCGGUUGCGCACCGUCUUAACCGACGGAACGCUCAACGUGCGCGAAAGUCUUCGGUGUGUUACGAUCGAUGAGGCGGAUCUUAUGUUUUCGUUCGGGUUCGAAAAAGAUCUGAAAGCCGUUUUGAAACAUUUUCCCCCGGUUCACCAGUCGGUACUUUGUUCGGCUACUUUGGAGGAGGACGUGGCAAUGCUGAAGAAGAUGAUACUGCACAACCCGGUGAUAUUGAAGCUGGAAGAGCCUCAGCUAGCAGUCGGAAGCCAAUUGACGCACUACCAAAUCGAAGCGGAGGAAACCAACAAAGCUGCGAUACUGUACACCGUGAUGAAGUUGAAGCUGAUCCAAGGAAAGUGCAUUAUUUUCGUGAAAUCCGUCGAUCGAUGUUACAGAUUGAAGUUGUUCUUGGAACAGUUUGGUAUUCGUUCCUGCAUUCUGAACUCGGAGCUACCCAUCAAGAUCCGUUGUCACACGGUCAAUCAGUUUAACCAGGGUAUCUACGAUACAAUUAUUGCCUCCGACGAACUGAUAGCAGAGAAUCCCACAUUGGUACAGACAAAAAAUGCGAAGAAGCCAACCACCAAACAGUUGCUGCAACCGAAGGAAUCGGAAUCCAGUGUUUCGCGCGGGAUCGACUUUCAGUGCGUUUCGUGCGUGGUGAAUUUCGAUUUUCCUAGCGACCUCAACUCGUACAUCCAUCGUGCUGGCAGAACGGCCCGCGGGAGCAAUAAUGGUAGCGUGCUGUCGUUUGUGAGCGCGAACGAGUCGCAACUGAAGGAGCGAGUGGAGGAGUUUCUUCAGAGCCUGUCCGGUGAUCAUCAGUUCGUCAUGAAGAAUUUCAAUUUUAACUUUGACGAGGUUGAAGCGUUCAAAUAUCGUGCGAAAGAUGCUUGGCGCGCGAUAACUAAGCUGUCCAUCAGAGAGGCUCGAAUCAAAGAGUUAAAAAUGGAAAUGUUCAACUCCGAAAAGCUAAAAUCUUUCUUUGAGGAAAAUCCCCGAGAUUUGCACACACUGCGGCACGAUCGGCCUCUGCACACGGUUCACGUGCAGGAUCACUUGGGAGACGUCCCGGAGUACCUGGUGCCACCGGCGCUCAAACCGAUGGUGGCCAUUAUGAACGCGAAACGGAAGCGGAAGUUUGAGGAGAAGAAGGCCGCCACAAAAAAACGGAUCACAAAAGCCGACAAUCCAUUGUUGGUCGGUGGUUUAGACUAUAAAAUAUAA